Messenger RNA from Neoarthrinium moseri, 1581 nucleotides. RefSeq lists its product as uncharacterized. Gene Ontology annotation, molecular function: transmembrane transporter activity. The coding region runs from base 1 to 1581 and encodes 526 amino acids. The transcript has 3 exons. The record is from RefSeq and is a predicted model, not a curated record. Gene Ontology annotation, biological process: transmembrane transport. Gene Ontology annotation, cellular component: membrane. NCBI's taxonomy places the organism in Eukaryota, Fungi, Ascomycota, Sordariomycetes, Amphisphaeriales, Apiosporaceae.
AUGGACUCUGCCGCGACUGAGGCCCGCAGCGCGCCUGCGGAACAGGUUGCAAAUGAUAAUGAGAAGCACCACUCUGACGAGAAGGUCAUGCCUGAGAAGCACCAAACACCCGACGACCUGGCCAUCGACACCGUCGAAGCCGUCUACGAGUAUUCCGAUGCGUACAACAGGAAACUACUGUGGAAGAUCGACUUGUGGCUGCUGCCCGUCAUGUGGAUCUGCUACGGGACUCAGCAGGCAGAUAAGACAUCGCUGAGCGUGCAGGCGAUCUUCGGGAUCCGGGAAGACACUGGCCUUGUGGGAGAGCAGUUCAACUGGCUGAGCACUAUUUUCUACCUCUCGUACAUGCUCUGCGAGUUCCCAGCCAACUGGCUAAUGCAGAAGUGUAACACGGCCAAGUUCCUCUCAAUCGUCAUGUUCCUAUGGGGAGUUAUAGUCCUGUGCAUUGCCUUCGCUCAGAAUUUUACCCAUCUCAUGAUCCUACGACUUUUCCAGGGAGCCCUGGAGUGCACUAUAUCCCCGACGUUCCUAUACCUGACAGGUAGCUGGUACUCUUCGCAGGAGCACACUCUGCGGUCACUCAUCUGGGGCACCUCAAACGCCGGCAUGAAUAUCAUCACUGGUCUCAUCAACUACGGCAUCGGGUCCCACGCCAAAAGCCACCCAGGAGGCUUGGCUCCGUGGAAGGGCAUCUCGUUCUUUCUCGGCGCUCUGACUAUCUUCGACGCCGUUCUUGUGUACUUCAUCCUGGGGACACCGCGCGAGGUCCGCUGGCUGAACGAAGAUGAGAAGCGCGCGGCGAUUGCGCGAGUGGUGGCCAAUCAGACGGGUUCCGACCGGAACAAGCACUCAGAGUUCAAGUGGGAGCAGGUCUGGAGCACCUUCCGUGAUCCUCAGACAUAUUUCUUCUUCUUCGUGACUAUCAUCAGCACGCUACCGAACGGGGCGAACACAACCUUCUCAAAGUUGAUAUGGAAGUCAUUCGGAUUUUCCGACCUAGACACCCUCCUGAAGGGGUCGACUCCAUACUAUGCAGUUAGUAUCUGCUGGUUUCUCAUCGUAGGAUACGUGACGUUGAAGAAGCCGAAUCUCCGAUUUCUCUUUAUGAUGCUUUCGCUACUACCUGCUUUUACCGGCAUGAUGGCGCUAGCACUGCUUCCCUCGACGGGCAUGCUGUGGACUAGAUGGGGCAUGUACAUUAUGCAAGUAUUCGGAACCCUGCCUGGCUUGAUGAUCUGGACUUUCCUGCCAUCGAACGUCGCUGGAAGAACCAAAAAGACCGUAAUGGCCACGGUUCUAUUCGUAGGGUACUGCAUUGGCAAUGCUGUUGGCGCUCAGAUGUUCAUUGCAUCGGAUGCUCCAAAGUACAUCAAGGGCAUCACUGCUUGCGGCAUACUCUACUGGGUUGAGUUUACCUCGAUGGGAUGCUGGAGAUACUACUAUAUCUGGGAGAACAAAAGACGGGCCAAGAUCCUUGCCGAACAAGGUAUUUCGGAGGAGGAGAGCGAGCGCAUAGGUCGUCUCAAUGCCGAGGCGGACAUGACUGAUAGGGAAAACAUCCACUUCAAAUAUCGGUACUAG